Messenger RNA from Umbelopsis ramanniana AG, 2678 nucleotides. RefSeq lists its product as uncharacterized. The record is from RefSeq and is a predicted model, not a curated record. Gene Ontology annotation, molecular function: ATP-dependent protein folding chaperone; ATP binding. The transcript has 14 exons. Lineage: Eukaryota; Fungi; Mucoromycota; Umbelopsidomycetes; Umbelopsidales; Umbelopsidaceae. Gene Ontology annotation, biological process: cellular response to hypoxia; negative regulation of hypoxia-induced intrinsic apoptotic signaling pathway; endoplasmic reticulum unfolded protein response. The coding region runs from base 66 to 2666 and encodes 866 amino acids. Gene Ontology annotation, cellular component: endoplasmic reticulum chaperone complex.
GCACCAUUAAAAGACCUGUCAUCUGUCGACUUGCCUUCCCUCUCAUUGUUAGUAAGAAACAAGCUAUGAUAAAGUUACGCUUACUACCUGUGCUGCUACUGGUCCUUCUUGGGUUAUGGCACUCUGUGCAGGCCGCUGUCAUGUCCAUUGAUUAUGGAACGGAAUGGUUCAAAGUUGGACUCAUCAAACCUGGUAUUCCCCUGGACAUCGCAUUGAACAAGGAUUCUAAGCGUAAGACUCAGGCCGUAGUUAGUGUUCGUGGAAACGAUAGAAUGUAUGGCGGUGAUGCUGUUAACUUGGCUGGAAGAUUUCCUCAAGCAACUUACUUCAACCUAAAGAGCUUAGCUGGAAGAUUAUACGAUGAUCCUCACUGUGCUGAAUACCGAAACCGUUUCGUCAACAAUAUGAUCAAGGAUCCUCUUCGCGGCACUCCUUUAUUCCAACAUGAUCAGAAUACCACAUUCACUGUUGAAGAACUCAUUGCAUUCCAGUUCCAGAAUGCAAAAGAACAAGCUUCAGCAAAUGCGAAUGAGGCCGUUAAGGAUGUUGUUAUCACUGUCACUCCAUUUGCAACUCAGUUUGAACGUCAAGCUAUUUUGGAUGCAGCCGAGUUGGCUGGGUUGAACGUUCUCGCUUUGAUGCACGAUGAAACCGCUGUUGCCUUGAAUUAUGCCAUCAACCGUAAAUUCACAAGCACACCUGAAUACCAUAUCUUCUACGACAUGGGCGCUGGUUCUACUGUUGCAUCUCUCGUAUCGUUUUCCAAUGUUGAAGUCACUGAAGGAAAGCGUAACAAGACUUAUCCUCAGAUUGAAGUGAAGGCAGUCGGAUAUGAUGCCACUCUCGGGGGUCAUGAAUUUGAUGUCAGACUUCAAAAGUUCUUGGCCGAUGGUUUUAUGACUCAGAAGAAGAACAUCGUUGAAUCAAGCAUCUUCCAAUCCGAAAGAGCUAUGACUCGAUUGCUCAAGGAAGCCAACCGAGUUAAACAGAUUCUCAGUGCCAACACUGAAACAAUGGCGUCGGUUGAGGGAUUGCAUGAGGAGCAGGACUUCAAGAUGAAGGUUACCCGUUCUGAAUUGGAAAACCUUUGCAAGGACUUGCUUGCUAGAGUUGAUACUCCCAUUAAGACUGUUUUGGAAGCUGCCAAGAUGAAGACUUCUGAAGUAAAUUCUCUCGUCCUUGUUGGUGGUAGCGUUCGUGUUCCUGCUGUUCAAAAGAUUUUGAAAAAGACCAUUGGAAGUGACAAGGUCGCUCAAAAUGUAAACGCUGAUGAAGCUGCCGUAUUAGGCGCUGCUUUCCGUGGAGCAUCUAUCAGUAACCAAUUCAGACUUACUCAAGAAAUCAAGAUCAAGGACGUGACUACACUCCCAAUUCAAAUUAUCAAGGAUAGUGAAAAUUCUGAUGGAAAGCAAUCUCGUACCACUUUGUUUAACGAAUACGGCACCAUGGGAAUCCGCAAAAUUGUUCAGAUGAAGAAGAUGUCUGAUUUUGAAUUUGAUCUUGUCUACGGCAAGACUCUGACUGAAGAAGACAAACAACUUGGUCUCGAUCACAUUUCCACUGUGAAGAUUUCAGGCUUGACCCAAGCUUUGAAGGAGCAUAAGGCAGACGCAGCUAACGCUGAUGAAGAACCUAAAGUCAAGGUGUCCAUCGAAUUAUCUGAUUCUGGUAUCCUCUCCGUCACCGAUGCCACUGUUUCCGUUACAUCUGAUAAGCCUGCCACCAUUGCUGAUAAAGUCAAGUCAUUCUUUGGAUCUAAGGACAACAAGGAAUCUGCAGAGGAUAAAGAUGAAAAACUAGAUGAAUCUGAAAAGUCAGAUGAGACCAAAGAUGAAGCUACCAACAACGAAACUGAAAAGCAAAACAAUGAGACAACCAAUGGCACCGAUACCAAGGAAGGAGCUAACGCUACCCAGAAUCAAACAAAGAAGUCUGAGAAGGUCAACCUUAAGGUCGAUUGGAUCCCUAGAGGUGUUUCUCCUCUCUCUCCCGAGCAAAAGAAGAUGGCCUCCGCUAGAAUCACAACUUUGGAUGAAAGUGAUGCUAAGCGUAAGGCUCGUGAAGAAUCCCGUAACCACUUGGAAGCCUUCGUGUACAGAAUCCAAGACUUCCUUUACGACGACACCGUUGAAUUGGUUUCCACUGAAGAGGACAGAGAAAACCUUCGCGAACAUCUUUCCGCCGCAUCUGAAUGGCUUUAUGAAGAAGGAGAGAACGCUGAUACACCAGCUUAUGUCGAAAGACUUCGCAAACUACAGCUUCUCGAACGGCCUAUCACCUAUCGCCGCACAGAACAUCUGAAGCGUGACGAACAUUUGUCUUUGCUGGACAAGGGCAUAGAAGCCGCUCAAAUUUUCAUUGAAACCAUUUUCAAUAUGAAUGAAACCGACAGAUAUCACAGUGAAGAGGAACUUACCAAUGCCACCACUGUGGUAGAGGAGGUGAAGGAAUGGAAGACAAAGAAAUUAGGAGAACAACAAGCGCUUGCACCUCAUGUCGACCCUGUUCUUACAACACGCGAAAUUCAAAAGAAGAUGAAGGACGUUGAAGCUGCCCUCCGCAAGUUGACUGCAAAGAAGAAGCCAAAGGUCACCAAGAAGAAGGAGAGCAAUAAGAAGAAAAGCUUUGCAUAUACAAGACAUUAUCAAGGGAAACAAAAAGAAUAAAGCCCAUAACAA